This is a messenger RNA of Naegleria lovaniensis, 906 nucleotides long. RefSeq lists its product as uncharacterized. NCBI's taxonomy places the organism in Eukaryota, Heterolobosea, Eutetramitea, Acrasida, Naegleriidae. The transcript is spliced from 2 exons. The record is from RefSeq and is a predicted model, not a curated record. The coding region runs from base 1 to 906 and encodes 301 amino acids.
AUGCCUUCUACUCCCGAGGAAUUAUUUCUUCCAAAAGCUAAUGAUAGUAACGAAAAUGAAAUGGACGUUUCCAUAGGAGAAGUUUCCGACCGUUCUUCUACUUCUUCAUUCACGCUCUUUGAUAUUGGAUUGAUUAAACUCGCUGAAGAAGUUGCAUCCUUUGUUCUUGCUCAUGGAAAGGCAAAAUCCACCAAAGUAAUCUUUAAAUUAUUUCAAAGCAUUCAGAAUAAGAGCGAUCAGGAACAAUUAGCAAAUACUUUUAUUCAAAUUCAACAACAAACGAAACAUGAGACGGUGGUCAGUAGCAGCACGAGAGACGUGUUUGCUCAUCCUUCCACACCGUCGUCGUCAUCAUCAGUAACAUCUUUGCAAAAUUCGACAAACCUAAAGAAAAAAUCACAACCAUCACCAUGUAUUAAUAAGAGAAAACAAACAAGUUCCAGUCAUGCGACUGAUGAUGAAUCAAUCGAAGGAAACGAUGAAGAUGGAAAGAAAAAACGAGCUGGAAAACGAGCACCUCCUCAAAAAACGAACGAAGAUAAGGAGAAGUAUUGGUCGACACAUUUUCAAACCAUGUACACCAAAUCUUUACCAGAAAAUUUCACAUUAGAACAAUUCAAAGAAUCACUCUCAGAAAAGAAUUCAGAACCGGCUUUUGUGACCUAUGGGUUCCUAACCAAGAGCCAAACAGAAGCUGUGAAAAAAUCCACGUUUAAAUUCUUUCACCACUACCCAAGGCUGUUUUAUUUGAUGAGUUACACACCCCUCAUUCAGUAUGGAGCAGCUGUGGCUUCCGAAUGGCUCGAGAGUCAUCCAGCCUACAAGGCACACUUUGUAAACUUGCCCUCUCAAUACUUGACUAUCGACAAGCUAUUUCCAGCAAUGGUGGAAAAGUAUCUUGAUUAA